GCACAGGAGCAGCUGCAGGGCAUUUCUUCCAGCCUGGAUCGGCCGGCCGGUCAGUCCUCUGGGAGGAACAGCAGACCACUCUUGUGCUUCUUCUUGGAGUGCUUUCUGAUCCGGCCUCCAUCGUAACUGAAGCCCCCUCUGUCACGUGUCGGGGGGGGGAUGUCGGACCCAACACAGGAACUCUCCAACAAGUCCUUCGUGGCGCGGUUGUCCAGUGUUUACCUCAGCAUCUUGGCGCUGUUCUGCUUCAAGCUCUUCGUUAAGAUCUCUCUCAACUUGCUGACGUACUUCUACAUCGUCCGCGGAAACCGCAAAGAGGCCGCCAGGAUAUCAGCAGAGUUCUACCACCAUGGUCGCAAAGACAGACCCUGGGCGGACCGCUCGCCCCUCCACGACGCCGCGCGUCAGGGCCGCCUCCUGGCUCUGAAGACCCUUAUUUCACAGGGCCACAGUGUGAAUGCUCUGACGAUAGACGGCGCGACUCCCCUCCACGAGGCCUGUGAUGGAGGCCACGUCGCUUGUGCCGGAGCUCUCAUUGACGCCGGAGCAAAUGUCAAUGCUUCCACAAUUGAUGGAUUCACCCCUCUGUUCAACGCCUGUACAGCAGGCAGCGUGGCAUGCGCUGAGAUUCUCUUGGAAAAUGGAGCAAAACCCCAGAGCCUUGCGUAUCAUCCAUCACCAAUCCACGAAGCCACGAGAAAAGGUCAUUACGGUUGCGUGGAGGCUCUGGUGACUUGGGGGGCAGAUGUGGACAUGGACAUUCCUCACCUGGGCACCGCGCUGUACACGGCGUGCGUCUGCCAAGAGCUGCAGUGUGCCAGGAAACUCCUGAGGGAAGGUGCAAGUGUCCAGAAGGGCAAAUCCCUGGAGUCGCCCUUACAUGCGGCUGCAGAGAGAGACUGCGCGGCCGGCGUGAAGCUGCUGCUGGACUUCGGCGCGGACAUUAACGCCAGGAACACGGAGCUUCAGAGGCCGGUGGACGUGGCUCCGGCCAGCAGUCCGACGGAGGCUUUCCUCCUGAUCUACGAAGCGAGGCCACGACGGCUGAGCCAGCUGUGUCGUCAGAGCAUCCGGAGCAGCGUUGGCCGCGACAGACUGCGCCUCCUCUCCCGCCUCCCGCUGCCCGACAGGCUGAGGAACUACCUGCGCUACCAAUGACAGACAGGAUGGGACGCACAGAUAUAGAGGCCUCUGUCACGGAGAGCGAAUCAAGUCCUUGAAGCCGCCCUUCAAACUGAGGCGACCAGUCAAUCAAGUGACUCGGUAGCUGGCUGUGAUGAGCUGGCCUACAUCCCAUUAGGGGUGUGAAACAUGGAUUAAUGUAACGGUUCUAAAAAUGAGUUCUCGAUUUAGCUUCAUGGGUUGAAUAGUGGUAAAGAAAUGUAUGACAUAAUAUUAUUUGCCAUUCAGGUUUGCCGUAUUUAGAAGGCGCCUUUAUUAGUUGCCGAAAGAGUGAUGCACUUUGAAAACUUUACAAUUAUAACGUCGUAUAAAUGCAAAUGUACAGCGUGUGAAUCAUAGUUCUGCUUUUGAUAUAUAAUGUAUUUGCGCACCACCGUGUGAUUAAAAUUGUUUUGAAGGCUGGCGCUUUCCAAAAGUA
Molecule: messenger RNA, 1600 nt
Organism: Pseudoliparis swirei
Lineage: Eukaryota; Metazoa; Chordata; Actinopteri; Perciformes; Liparidae
Gene: asb5a
Product: ankyrin repeat and SOCS box containing 5a
Exons: 7
Coding region: 160-1158 (332 amino acids)
Biological process (GO): protein ubiquitination; intracellular signal transduction; positive regulation of protein catabolic process
Molecular function (GO): protein binding
Source: RefSeq, a predicted model, not a curated record